Messenger RNA from Corticium candelabrum, 954 nucleotides. RefSeq lists its product as uncharacterized. Gene Ontology annotation, molecular function: nucleic acid binding. The coding region runs from base 1 to 954 and encodes 317 amino acids. The transcript has a single exon. The record is from RefSeq and is a predicted model, not a curated record. Lineage: Eukaryota; Metazoa; Porifera; Homoscleromorpha; Homosclerophorida; Plakinidae. Gene Ontology annotation, biological process: DNA integration.
AUGGGAGUGGCCAAAAAACCAUGGUCGAGAGUACACGUGGACUAUGCAGGACCGUUUCUAGGGUCGAUGUUCCUAGUAAUAGUGCAUGCACAUUCAAAGUGGAUUGAGGUUUACAACACAGGGCAGGCAUCUACAAGUUUGGUGACCGUAUGUAAACUGCGACAAGCUUUUGUUCAACACGGACUUCCAGACGCGGUAGUCUCGGAUAAUGAGCCAUGUUUUACCAGCAGAGUGUUUUCAGAGUCCAUGAGGCAGAAUGGCAUCCAACAUAUCAAGGUUGCACCAUAUCACCCAGCUUCCAAUGGUCUGGCAGAGCGUGCUGUCCAGACAUUCAAGGCUGGAGUGAAGAAAAUGAUAGUGGGUACUUUGGAAGAUCGGAUUAGUCGUUUUUUGUUUGCAUACCAAACAACACCACACAUCAUUACAGGAGUAUCUCCAGGCGAACUCUUGAUGGUACGGAACCUCAAGACUCGCCUGGACUUGGUCAGGCCAGGGUUAGAGGAACGGGUAAUAGAUAGUCAGGCCAGGCAGGAGGAAGGCCAUGAUCGAACGGCGCGGGACAGAGUUUUACAAGCGGGAGACACCAUUUAUGCUCGAAAUCAUAGCAAGGGAGCCACCUGGAUUCCUGCCAAAAUAGUGGAUGCUACAGGGCCAUUGUCAUUUAGAUGUCAAUUGGCAGACCAAAGGAUAGUACGUAAGCACCAGGAUCAAAUCCGGCGCAGAGAACCGCCAACUGCUGUGCAAAAACAGGAGGCCAAAGCAGGAAACCCUGAUCAAGGAACUAGGUCAGAGAAAGAGGAUGUAGAAGCACCUCCAGAUCCCAAUAAACGACCACAACCGGAAACCAUUCAACCAGAUGAUCAACCAACCGGAACAACAGCUGGGGAAGUACAACUGCGACGAUCAAACAGAGUGAUCAGACCCCCGGACAGACUGGACUUGUGUAGUAAGUAG